Molecule: messenger RNA, 873 nt
Organism: Myzus persicae (green peach aphid)
Lineage: Eukaryota; Metazoa; Arthropoda; Insecta; Hemiptera; Aphididae
Exons: 2
Coding region: 1-873 (290 amino acids)
Source: RefSeq, a predicted model, not a curated record
AUGUCAGAAUUGCUUGAUAUAACGCAGUUACUGAACGACUAUCUUGAUUGCUGCCAUCGACACUCGGGUAGAGUGCCGUGGGAUUUGCUCCGUUCUGUCGAAACCAAGUGUUUUCAACGUCAAUGUUUGGUACAAAAUAGCUAUGUUCCUGUCAUAUUCAGCCUACUCCCGAACAAGACUACUGACACUUACAUACUUGCUUUACAUAAGGUCGCAAAAUAUCUAACAGUUGGCACGGUUUUCGUUGAUUUUGAAACAGCUAUCCAUAGUGCCAUAACUUCACAGCUACAGCAAGUUACAGUUAGAGGUUGCAGAUUCCAUUUAUGUCAGUCAUGGUGGAGAAAAAUUCAACAGUUUGGUCUCUCAAAUGAAUUUAAAGAUAAUGCUUCAGAAAUCGGACAACUUCUUAAACUAUUUUUUGGACUGCCCUUAUUAUCACCUGAAGAUGUCGAAGACUGUUUUUAUAAUGAUUUGAUGGCCAUAAAACCCUACUGCCCAAAAUUGGAUCAGUUCUUCGACUACGUUCAUGAUACAUACAUAAUGUCAGACAGUAUCUUUCCACCGAAAAUUUGGGCUAGAUUUGACAAAAAUAUUGAUAGGACUACAAAUUGUUGCGAAUCGUUCCAUUCAAAGCUGAAUAAAGAAUUUACAACUGCCCAUCCUAAUAUAUUUUAUUUUAUGGAGACUUUAAACAGUAUUCAGACAUUAAAUUAUAUUAAAUUUCGAAGUAAUAAUACUAGGAAACUUACUAGCAAACAAGAAAAAAAUAACAAAUUCUUGGAAAAUUGUAUGACUGAGUACACAAAUGAGAAGCUUACGCGAAUUAAAUACUUAAAGAAAGUUUGCUUCAAAUUUGCAAAUCAACGAUUUUAA